This is a messenger RNA of Ramularia collo-cygni, 1653 nucleotides long. RefSeq names its product related to tRNA-dihydrouridine synthase. The coding region runs from base 1 to 1653 and encodes 550 amino acids. The record is from RefSeq and is a predicted model, not a curated record. Gene Ontology annotation, molecular function: flavin adenine dinucleotide binding; tRNA dihydrouridine synthase activity. The transcript has a single exon. Gene Ontology annotation, biological process: tRNA processing. Lineage: Eukaryota; Fungi; Ascomycota; Dothideomycetes; Mycosphaerellales; Mycosphaerellaceae.
AUGGCUCCCGUACAGCAAAAACUGCAUGGCCGAGCAUUCUACGAGAGCAUCGGCUCGCCCAAGUAUGUUGUGGCACCCAUGGUCGAUCAAUCCGAGUUUGCAUGGCGUCUCUUGACGCGCUCGUUCCUCCCGCCGGACCUACGCAGCUCUGUGCUUGCCUAUUCGCCGAUGCUGCAUGCGAAACUGUUCACCGACUCGCCCAAAUAUCGCGCAACGCACUUUGAACCGCUGCAACCGCCCCUCGUUCUUGCGGCACCCGGUGAUGGCGCGCAGCAGGCAACAAUGGGCGCUGAGGAUGCAUAUCUCGAUGGCAAUCCUGCCAUCGAUCGACCCUUGUUCGUGCAAUUUUGUGCCAACGAGCCGGAGGUGCUCCUCCAAGCGGCCAAAAUUGUUCAGCCUUACUGUGAUGCCGUGGAUUUGAAUCUGGGCUGUCCACAGGGCAUUGCGAAGAGGGGCCACUACGGAGCAUUUCUGCAGGAAGAUUGGGACACCAUUUUCAAGUUGAUCAACACACUGCACAAUGGGCUGGACAUUCCAGUGACUGCAAAGAUGAGAGUUUUGGAGACAAAGGAGAAGACUUUAGAGUACGCAAAGAUGAUUCUAAGUGCGGGAGCAAGCAUCAUCACAGUACACGGACGACAGCGGGAGCAGAAGGGGCACAACACUGGCUUGGCUGAUUGGAGCAUACUUCGGUACCUGCGUGAGCAGCUACCCCCUGCGACGGUCAUGUUUGCCAACGGUAACAUUCUUCAGUACGAUGAUCUCCAGAAAUGUCUGGACGCUACAGGUGCAGACGCGGUGAUGAGUGCCGAAGGCAAUCUCUAUGAUCCGUCCAUAUUUGCGGCCGGACCACCCAUCGGCGAGGAAGGGCGGGAGUACUGGCGAGGUCGGGAUGGUAAGGGCGGUUAUCGUGCAGAUGCCGUCCUGAGGCGAUACCUGGACAUAAUAUACACCCACGUUCUGCGGAAAGCCCCGCCAAGCAGAGAGCCGCUAUUCGUAUUGUCCGACCCUCGACCAGAGGAGUCUCAAGCACAGACGGGAGAGAAGCGUAGCUUAGAGAGCACAGAAGGUCCGCCGCCCACCAAAAAGCAAAAAAUCGAGGAGGGUAAAAAGAAUAGAAAAGGCGCAAAGCAGGAGAAAUGCACCAACCCUAACCUUACGGCGAUGCAGCCGCAUUGCUUUCACAUUCUCCGAUCUCUAGUCGGGAGCCACCACGAGGUUCGAGACACACUGGCUCGAUGCCGCCCAGGAGAUCUCGAUGCAUACGAGAACGUGCUGAAAUUGACCGAAGAGGCGGUCCGAGAAGGACUUCUGGCGUAUGAGAAGGAUCCGGCCCAAUUUGAGUAUCCGGAUGUUCAAGAUGGAGAGGAUGCCUCAGACCCGGAGCUCUCCAGUACCGAGGCGGUUCGUCGGUGUAAACGACCUUUCUGGAUUUGCCAGGCUCAUGUGCGGCCACUGCCAAAAGAAGCAUACGAAAAGGGCUCACUGAGACUCAGUAAGAAAGAGUUGGCAAAGCUCAAGGCCGAGCAAGAGGAGAAAGAAAAGGCCGGAAUGCCUGCUGAGGGCAAAGUAGAUGUCAUUCAGCCCGAGGCCGCCCUCAAUGAGGAUCCGAAGCCGGUUGAAGUGCCAAGGGAUGGUGUAGUCUGUGGGUGA